AUGCCUCCAGGUGGGCCACAGACAAGUGCCUCCAGGUGGGCCAGCAGACAAGUGCCUCCAGGUGGGCCAGCAGACAAGUGCCUCCAGGUGGGCCAGGAGACAAGUGCCUCCAGGUGGGCCAGCAGACAAGUGCCUCCAGGUGGGCCAGCAGACAAGUGCCUCCAGGUGGGCCAGGAGACAAGUGCCUCCAGGUGGGCCAGGAGACAAGUGCCUCCAGGUGAGCCAGCAGACAAGUGCCUCCAGGUGGGCCAUCAGACAAGUGCCUCCAGGUGGGCCAGGAGACAAGUGCCUCCAGGUGGGCCAGCAGACAUGCCUCCAGGUGGGCCAGCAGACAAGUGCCUCCAGGUGGGCCAGCAGACAAGUGCCUCCAGCUGGGCCAGCAGACAAGUGCCUCCAGGUGGGCCAGCAGACAAGUGCCUCCAGGUGGGCCAGCAGACAAGUGCCUCCAGGUGGGCCAGCAGACAAGUGCCUCCAGGUGGGCCAGCAGACAAGUGCCUCCAGGUGGGCCAGGAGACAAGUGCCUCCAGGUGGACCAGGAGACAAGGGCCUCCAGGUGGGCCAGCAGACAAGUGCCUCCAGGUGGGCCAGCAGACAAGUGCCUCCAGGUGGGCCAGGAGACAAGUGCCUCCAGGUGGACCAGGAGACAAGGGCCUCCAGGUGGGCCAGCAGACAAGUGCCUCCAGGUGGGGCCAGCAGACAAGUGCCUCCAGGUGGGCCAGCAGACAAGUGCCUCCAGGUGGGCCAGGAGACAAGUGCCUCCAGGUGGACCAGGAGACAAGGGCCUCCAGGUGGGCCAGCAGACAAGGGCCUCCAGGUGGGCCAGCAGACAAGUGCCUCCAGGUGGGCCAGCAGACAAGUGCCUCCAGGUGGGCCAGGAGAGAAGUGCCUCCAGGUUGGCCAGCAGACAAGGGCCUCCAGGUGGGCCAGCAGACAAGUGCCUCCAGGUGGGCCAGGAGACAAGUGCCUCCAGGUGGACCAGGAGGCAAGGGCCUCCAGGUGGGCCAGCAGACAAGUGCCUCCAGGUGGGCCAGCAGACAAGUGCCUCCAGGUGGGCCAGCAGACAUGCCUCCAGGUUGGCCAUCAGACAAGUGCCUCCAGGUGGGCCAGGAGACAAGUGCCUCCAGGUGGGCCAGCAAGGAAUUAGUGCCUCAAUUUACACAAGUGAUCUUAGCACUCCAAAUUAUAUUUUCCCUUUUUUAA
This is a messenger RNA of Procambarus clarkii (red swamp crayfish), 1200 nucleotides long. The record is from RefSeq and is a predicted model, not a curated record. Lineage: Eukaryota; Metazoa; Arthropoda; Malacostraca; Decapoda; Cambaridae.